Sitodiplosis mosellana (orange wheat blossom midge) is the source of this 770-nucleotide messenger RNA. RefSeq lists its product as uncharacterized. The coding region runs from base 77 to 556 and encodes 159 amino acids. Gene Ontology annotation, molecular function: odorant binding. NCBI's taxonomy places the organism in Eukaryota, Metazoa, Arthropoda, Insecta, Diptera, Cecidomyiidae. The transcript has 3 exons. The record is from RefSeq and is a predicted model, not a curated record.
UUAGAGGUGGAAUUCAAUUGUCUCCCGUUCAAUAUAAAGCAAAGUUUUCGCAAAAAAUACAAAUUGGUAACUGGAAAUGAAGGUUUUCUUCUGGAUAUUUGUUAUUUUGUGUUUGGUGAAUCCAGAACUGAUAUUGGCAAAAUUAUAUGGCUCUCCAAACUUUAUUGAAACGAAUACAUACGUAACGGAAAAAUCCACUCUACUUGAAUUCCAUGUAAAACUGUUACACAUGGUAGAGGAUUGUGUGCAAGAGCUCGGACUUCGAAAUGAACCGUUAGCGGUAAAACGUAGCAAAAUUGUAUGCAUUGCUGAGUGUAUUGGGAGAAAAAGUCACAUGAUUGACCGUUAUGGUAAUUUGAAUCAUGAUGGAUAUCGCAACUUUGUAAAUGAUAUGCCUUUGAAUGGUGCACAAAGAGCCGUGGCUGAAGAUGUUGUGAAGAAAUGCAUUAGUGACAUUGAAAUGUUUCCCAACAAAAUCCAUGAAGCAACUGGUUGCAAUGUGAUUCCAGCUCAUGCAAUGGUAUGCGUUCAAAAGCCUUUCCGCGCAUUACAAUGAAUUGGAUACAUAAGAAUGAUCAAAAGACGACGACGUAAAUUGAAAGUUUCUAAUCCGUUUUUUAUGGAAUUUCACAAAAAAUAUUUCCCAAUAGAAGCCACCCUUGACAUCACGCCAAGAUUUCACACCACAUUCAUUCUAACAAAAAGUGCUCUUGCGCUUAAAAUACAUCAGGUUUCUUUUUAAAUUGGAGAAAAAUAAAACACACAUAUUG